Fusarium pseudograminearum CS3096 is the source of this 1197-nucleotide messenger RNA. RefSeq lists its product as uncharacterized. The transcript has 4 exons. The record is from RefSeq and is a predicted model, not a curated record. Gene Ontology annotation, molecular function: O-methyltransferase activity. Bases 1 to 1197 code for a protein of 398 amino acids. Lineage: Eukaryota; Fungi; Ascomycota; Sordariomycetes; Hypocreales; Nectriaceae.
AUGGGCUCAAUAGUACAUUCAACAGAUUCCAUCAUCGCCAUCCUUGAUGGAGUUCAUCCACAUCAAUUCGGUGGCGAUGAAGUAGAGCGUCUACGAGUUCGCGCAGCUGCCCGUCGUCUCUUAGCAAGAGUCGAAUCGCCAUACGAACGGGCUUGGGGUUUCUGUUUUGAGCAUCCCGCUGUCUUUGCUGCUCUACAGACUUGUAUCGAUCUGGGUAUCUGGGAAACUUGGACCGAUGUUGGUGGUGGCAAGAAGACCAUUAAUGAUUUGGUGGCCAUGUCAGGUCGAGAUGUCGAUACUAAUCUACUGCGACGGCUGUUUCGCUUGCUAGCAGCCUUUAAUGUUGUUGAGGAGACAGACCAAGACACGUUCAAGCCAACGCCAUUCUCAUACGCCAUAGGCGAUGAAUCCACCAAAGUCCGAGCAUCACUGGAAGCAGCAAGCCAGCAUUACAUCGCAGCCGGCCAAAGCCUCCCCAAAUACCUCGCCAAAAUAGGUUACAGGGAACCCAUCUCAGCCGACGACGGCAACUACGCACAAAGCGAUCCAGAAGGUCUCAACUUCUUUGGCAGACUCCAAAAGAGUCCAGAGUAUUAUGAAACCUUUACUGGACACAUGGAGGCUUGGACCGCGUGGAAGACGCCCUGGACCAAGAUAUGCGACAUUGGAAAGUUGAUUGACGGCGCUGACCUGAGCAAACCUUAUGUUGUCGACGUGGGUGGCAACACGGGGAUUGAUAUUUCUCAUGUUCUUGCAGCACUGCCUAACUUACCUGCUGGAGCGUUGAUUCUGCAGGACCUCCCUGAGAUUAUUCAAAAGGUUGAUGUUGAUCACAAGAUUACGGCGCAGGUUCAUGACUUUUUCAAGCCUCAAAAUGUAAUAGGGAGCCGUGUAUACUUCAUGCAUGCUGUCUUCCACGACUGGCCUAAUGCUGAAGCCACAAAGAUUCUUCAGCAUACGAAAAACGCCAUGACCAAGGGCUACUCGAAGCUUUUCAUAUAUGAUAUCGUGCUGCCGCCAAAAGGAGCAAGUAUCAGUCAGGCUACCAUGGAUGUUCAGAUGAUGUCUCUGCUGUCAUCUUCGGAGCGGACCAAGAGUCAGUGGGAGCAUCUGUUGGAGGGCGCUGGGUUUCACAUUGUCAAGUUUUGGCCAGAUCCGCAACAAUAUGAGAUGUUGAUUGAGGCUGAGAUUUCUUAA